Molecule: messenger RNA, 1350 nt
Organism: Pipistrellus nathusii (Nathusius's pipistrelle)
Lineage: Eukaryota; Metazoa; Chordata; Mammalia; Chiroptera; Vespertilionidae
Source: the annotation of a GenBank genome assembly
AUGGCCCACGUGGGAGACUACAGACAGAUGCCCUGGCUCCCUGUCCUGGUGGUGUCUCUGAUGUGCUCAGCCAGAGCAGAAUACAACAACUGCGGCGAGAAUGAGUACUACAACCAGACCACGGGGUUGUGCCAUGAGUGUCCCCAGUGUGGGCCGGGGGAGGAGCCAUACAUGUCCUGUGGCUAUGGCACCAAAGAUGAGGAUUAUGGCUGCAUUCCCUGCCCAGCAGAGAAGUUUUCCAAAGGAGGUUACCAGAUAUGCAGGCGCCACAAAGACUGCGAGGGCUUCUUCCGGGCCACCGUGCUGAUGCCGGGGGACAUGGAGAAUGACGCUGAGUGCGGGCCUUGUCUCCCUGGUUACUACAUAUUGGAAAACAGACCCAGGAACAUCUACGGCAUGGUCUGCUAUUCCUGCCUCCUGGCGCCCCCCAACACCAAGGAAUGUGCAGGAGCCACCGUGGGGGUUUCUGCCCACUUGUCCAGCACUGCGGGCAGCAGCACCCUCUCUCCUUUCCACCGAGCCCAUAAAGCAGAGCUCUCAGGCCAAGGACACCUGGCUGCGGCUCUGAUCAUUGCCAUGUCCACCAUCUUUAUCAUGGCCAUCGCCAUCGUCCUCAUCAUCAUGUUCUACAUCAUGAAAACAAAGCCUUCUUCCCCAGCCUGCUGCACCAGCCAUUCAGUGAAGAGUGUGGAAGCCCAAGUGAGCCAGGAAGGAGAGAAGAAAGAGGCCCAAGACAGUGUGGUGAUUUUCUCUGAAAAGGACGAAUUUGAGAAACUGACAGCAGCUCCAGCAAAGACUGCCAAGAGUGAGAACGACGCCUCCUCUGAGAACGAGCAGCUGCUGAGCCGGAGCAUGGACAGUGAUGAGGAGCCCGCCACUGACAAGCAGGACUCCCCGGAGCUGUGCCUGCUGUCGCUGGUCCACCUGGCCAGGGAGAAAGCCGCCACCACCCCCAAGUCAGCCGGGAUUCAAAGUCGAAGGAAAAAGAUACUGGAUGUGUAUGCCAACGUGUGUGGAGUUGUCGAAGGGCUCAGCCCUACUGAGCUGCCAUUUGAUUGCCUUGAGAAGACCAGCAGAAUGCUCAGCUCCACAUACAACUCGGAGAAGGCUGUUGUGAAAACGUGGCGCCACCUUGCAGAGAGCUUUGGACUAAAGAGGGACGAGAUUGGGGGCAUGACAGAUGGCAUGCAGCUCUUUGAUCGCAUCAGCACAGCAGGCUACAGCAUCCCAGAGCUGCUCACAAAGCUGGUGCAGAUAGAGCGGCUGGACGCAGUGGAGUCCCUGUGUGCGGGCAUACUGGAGUGGGCCGGCGUCCUGCCCCCUGCCUCCCCGCUGCCCGCUGCGUCCUGA